AAGCAAGUUUAUAGCAGAAUUAUCAAUUAUUACUUCAAAAAGAUAGAUUAGAUUCGUCGAUAAAAAUGAAAAAUGGAGAAGGCUGUACUGUUGUGCUCGAGUAACAGAUGCCAUAAAUUAAAUUUGUCGCCGACUGUUGUAUUGCGGACAAAACCCCAUUUGAUUUAUGCGAUCCCACCGACCCAUUUCACAACUUCGGAUAAAAAAGCAGCAGCAGCAGCAGCCUUUCCUCUGUUCCGAUCGAUUGUUCUUCCGUCCUCAUCUCCUUUUCACAUAAAAAAAAGGUUUAGUAACAGGUUGAUGGUGUCUGGGAUGGCAAGUGACAUCGAAGAAACUGCUGCUAAUUCGGAUGUAAAGUCCGGCACUAUGGUUUUUGAGCCUAUACUGGAGGACGGUGUCAUAAGAUUUGAUUGUUCAGCAGAUGCUAGAAAUUCAGCAUUUCCAAGUCUUAGUUUUGUUGAUUCUAAGAAAAGGGACACACCAAUCAUGGAUAGUAGUUACAAUAAUGUCCCUUCAUUUACUCCUAAUUUUGAAUCUGUCCUGGGACAGCAAGUUGUUCAACUUAAGCUCCCUGAUGGUACCUCAUUCUAUGGGACUGGAGAGGUCAGCGGACAGCUUGAGCGAACCGGGAAGAGAAUUUUUACAUGGAAUACGGAUGCAUGGGGUUAUGGUCCCGAAACAACAUCUUUGUACCAAUCACAUCCUUGGGUUCUUGCAGUGCUUCCUACUGGAGAGGCACUAGGAGUUCUUGCUGACACCACCAACCGCUGUGAGGUAGAUUUGAGGAAUGAAUCUAUUAUCAAAUUUGUUGCUCCAUCAUCCUAUCCUGUUAUUACAUUUGGACCAUUUGAUUCACCAACUGCCGUUCUGGUAUCUUUGUCGCGUGCAAUUGGAACUGUAUCCAUGCCCCCAAAGUGGUCAUUAGGUUAUCAUCAAUGCCGCUGGAGCUAUAUGUCCGAUGCACGAGUUCUUGAGGUUGCCAGGACAUUUCGGCAGAAGGAUAUACCAUGUGAUGUCAUAUGGAUGGAUAUAGAUUACAUGGAUGGUUUCCGUUGUUUUACUUUUGACAAGGAGCAUUUCUCUGAUCCAGUUUCCUUGGCAAAAGAUCUUCAUGAUACGGGAUUCAAAGCAAUCUGGAUGCUUGAUCCUGGUAUUAAACGCGAAGAAGGUUAUUUUGUUUAUGAUAGUGGCACCAAAAACGAUGUAUGGAUUCAAACUGCAGAAGGAAAGCCUUUCGUUGGGGAUGUUUGGCCUGGUCCUUGUGUUUUUCCGGACUUUACACAGUCCAAAACUCGUUUAUGGUGGUCUAGUCUUGUUAAAGAAUUUGUCUCUAAUGGUGUUGAUGGAAUAUGGAACGACAUGAAUGAACCAGCAGUUUUCAAAACUGUAACAAAAACGAUGCCUGAGAGUAAUAUUCAUAAGGGAGAUACUGAACUUGGUGGCUGUCAAAAACAUUCACACUAUCACAAUGUUUAUGGAAUGCUAAUGGCAAGAUCAACCUAUGAAGGAAUGAAGUUGGCUAAUGAAAAUAAGCGACCUUUCGUUCUUACUAGAGCUGGGUUUUUGGGAAGCCAAAGGUAUGCUGCAACUUGGACUGGAGACAACCUUUCAACAUGGGAGCACCUUCAUAUGAGUCUCUCAAUGGCACUUCAACUGGGGCUAAGUGGCCAGCCUCUUUCAGGACCUGAUAUAGGAGGUUUUGCUGGCAAUGCAACACCUAGACUAUUUGGAAGGUGGAUGGGCAUAGGAGCCAUGUUUCCAUUUUGUCGCGGACACUCAGAAGCUGGCACUACUGAUCAUGAACCUUGGUCAUUUGGGAAAGAGUGUGAGGAAGUGUGUCGUCUGGCUUUAAAGCGACGUUAUCGUCUUUUACUUCACAUAUACACACUGUUCUAUAUUGCACAUACAAAGGGUAUUCCUGUGUCAACUCCUACUUUCUUUGCUGAUCCAAAAGAUCCAAAAUUAAGGAAAAUAGAGACAUCCUUUCUACUUGGGACACUUCUAAUAAGUGCAAGCACAAGGAGAGAUCUUGGGUUAGGUCAAGUGCAGCAUGUGUUGCCCAAAGGCAUCUGGUUGGAGUUCGAUUUUGAUGAUUCGCAUCCGGAUUUACCUGCACUGUAUUUACAAGGUGGAUCUAUAAUUCCUUUGAGCCUUCCGCAUCAGCAUGUUGGGGAAGCUAAUCCAACCGAUGAUUUGACACUCCUUGUGGCCUUAGAUGAACAGGGUAAAUCAACGGGGGUGCUUUUUGAAGAUGAGGGGGAUGGAUAUGAAUUCAAAUCAGGUGGAUAUCUUUUGACAACAUAUGUUGCUGAACGUGUAUCUUCAGUUGUUACUGUGCGAAUCUCUCACUCGGAAGGUUUUGUCAAGAGGCCAAACCGCCGUUUACAUGUGCAAUUGUUACUCGGAAAAUGUGCAAAACUUGAUGCUUGGGGCACUGAUGGAGAGGUACUUGAAAUAGAGAUGCCUUCAGAAAAUGAAGUUUCCAGUUUAUUGUCUGCAAGUGAGAUUAAGUACACGACUCGCCUGGAAAUUGCAAGGUGUAUUCCAGAUGUUGAGGAGGGUCCAGGGACUAAAGGAGGAGAGCUGUCUAGGAGCCCAGUUGAGCUGCAAAACGGUGUUUGGGCUCUUAAGAUUGUUCCUUGGAUUGGCGGUAGAAUUAUUUCCAUGUCGCAUAUUCCUUCAGGUACUCAAUGGCUCCAUAGUAGGAUUGAAGUUGAUGGAUAUGAAGAGUAUAGUGGUGUUGAGUACCGGUCUGCUGGAUGUUCCGAGGAAUACAAUGUUAUCGAACGAAAUCUUGAGCAAGCAGGAGAGGUGGAGUCUCUUAAGAUGGAGGGUGAUGUUGGUGGUGGAUUGGUUCUUGAAAGGGAGAUCUCUUUCCCAAAAGAUAAAACCCAAGUUUUCAGAAUUGACUCGGCCAUUCUAGCACGUAAUGUGGGUGCUGGUUCUGGAGGAUUUUCCAGGCUUGUUUGCUUGAGGGUGCAUCCUUCGUUUUCACUUUUACACCCUACUGAAACUUAUGUUUCGUUUACAUCACUGAAUGGGUUGAAAAAAGAAGUUUGGCCAGAAUCUGGCGAGCAAUACUUUGAAGGCGAUCUUCGUCCCAAUGGUGAAUGGAUGCUGGUUGAUAGAUGUCUGGGCUUGGCUUUAGUGAACUUCUUCGAUAUAAAAGAGGUCUUUAAAUGUCUGAUUCAUUGGGGAACUGGGACUGUUAAUUUAGAGCUUUGGUCUGAAAACAGGCCUGUUUCUGCACAAUCUCCUCUUUCGAUUUCACACGAAUACGAGGUCAGACAAGUUGCAAAGUAAGUAAUCCUUUAAUAAACUCUCAAACUAUUAUAUAUGUAUGUAUGAAACAUGAUAUUAUUCAGGUUACAAAUAAUCUUAUUUAAGAUUGAUCAAUCAAUCGCCUGGAAAUAUUGACAUAUGUAUAUAUACAUAAUAAAUGAUAAAUAGUGAAGCUUUUUUUAUCAAUGAAAGUCGAGCGGAGCAGGGAAGUCUUUGAGUUCAUGGCCCUGAACAUGGAUAUCCUAAGAAGAAUCAAACAAGGAAAGAUUUAGAAAACCAAUUUAUAUAUGUAUUAUGUAUGUAUGUGUGUAUAAGCUUCAGAGAAUUAAUUACUAACCGCAGCAAAGUGGUUUGUAUCGCGAUGAUGACACUCAUCUGCUCUAAUCACCACGACCACAUCCCUGAGGGUAGCAUCUGCUGGGAGGCGCCAAUAGUCUAUUGCAAUAGCCGGCGCGGGAAUAUUCUCAAACUUUCCAUUAUCAAUGUCCUUGAGGAACUCGGUGUAGGAGUUAACUGCCUCUUCUUCUAGAUAACCCGCAAUCCGAUGUGCGAUCUUUGGGGAGGCUAAGUAAGUCACGAAGUAGGCGUUGAAGAAAACACCUUGGGCGGCGAAAACCAAUGCCCGCUCGUACCACUUAGGUUUGGAGAGUUCGAUGAACGUCAUGAGGUGCAUCCUCUCGUUCUCAGCCUCUUCUAAGAGAGCUUUGAUCCAUCCGCCGCUAUGCUCGAACCUCCGAAGUGAUUUGCAGUGGAGGAGCAUUCCUCCCACCAUUCCUGGGACGGCUGCCACCGUCUCCAGCAACAAGGCGUGGCACAUGUGUCGUCUCUG
Molecule: messenger RNA, 4111 nt
Organism: Impatiens glandulifera
Lineage: Eukaryota; Viridiplantae; Streptophyta; Magnoliopsida; Ericales; Balsaminaceae
Product: alpha-glucosidase 2-like
Exons: 23
Coding region: 73-3303 (1076 amino acids)
Biological process (GO): carbohydrate metabolic process
Molecular function (GO): hydrolase activity, hydrolyzing O-glycosyl compounds; carbohydrate binding
Source: RefSeq, a predicted model, not a curated record